AUGCUCACUCUGAACCCCCCUCGGCACUGCCCGGCCUUCUCGGCCGGGGCUCGGAAGGGGCCCCGACCCACCGUGCGCAGCGCCAGGCUGGCUGUGCGCGUCAGGGCCACCCAGGCUGCCGAUGCCUACAUCUCCCCAUCUUCGAGGACGGCUGCAACCGAGCUGCAGGCUCUGGAGCGCUUCAGCGAGAUCGUCCCCGACGUGCUACUCAGCCAAACCCUUCAAUCUGUCGAGGCUCCCAAGGCCGCCACCUCCUCCCGCGGCGUGCUGGCGGGCAUCCUGAGCUCCCCCUCCAGCUUUGGGCGCUACAAGUUUGCGGUGGAGCAGGCGCGGCACUACGACCGCGCCGCCCAGGCCUCAAGCCCCGCAGAGGCAGCCUCCCUGCGGGUGGACAAGGCCCUCGUCAACGUCGGCUCCAUGUUCCUGGAGAACGUCUCCGGUCGCGUGUCCACCGAGGUCGACCCCCGCGCCCACGACAGCGAGGAGGCCCUGGUCGCGCGAGGCCAGAGCCUCAUCCGGUUGUACGAGGAGGUGGGCGUGUCGCGCGACCGUGUCGUCCUGCGCAUCCCCGCCACCUGGGCCGGCAUCCGCGCGGCGGCCGCGCUGGAAGCCGAGGGCAUUGCCACCCACCUGGUCCUGGUCUACGGCUUCACCCAGGGCGCCGCGGCGGCCCAGGCCGGCGUGUCGGUCAUCCAACCCAACGUGGGGGCCGUGGCCGACUGGUACAAGCGCCACCCGGGCGUGAUCAAGAACCCCAAGGGUCCGCGGGAGGCCGCGCUGGCUGUGGCUGACGAGUACGGCGAGAGCGUCAACCCCGGGCUGGUGCUGGUGGAGACGCUUUACCAUUACGUCAAGCGCUUCCACCCCAAGACGCGCAUCAUGGCCUCCGGCCUGCGCACCAAGGCCGAGGCGCUGCGCCUGGCGGGCUGCGACUACCUGGUGGUGGGGCCGCGCGUGCUGGAGGCCCUGGCAGCAGCCGCCACACUGGAGGGCUACAACGACGGCCUUCGCGCCGACGAGGACGAGGCGCCGGGCGAGCUGGCGCCCGCGCUCACCCCCGCCGCCGCGCAGGCCCACGACUUCUCCGACCAGGAGACGGCCACCCUGGACCGAGCCCUGUUCGAGGACAGGCUUGGCCUGGCCGCGCGGGAGCUGCUGCGCGAGGGCGUGGCCCGCCUCAUCGGCGACGCCGAGCGCCUGGAGGCCUACUUCCUGAACCUCGCCGGCGGGCAGGAGUGA
Auxenochlorella protothecoides is the source of this 1239-nucleotide messenger RNA. Its product is annotated as Transaldolase. The coding region runs from base 1 to 1239 and encodes 412 amino acids. The transcript is spliced from 5 exons. The record is from RefSeq and is a predicted model, not a curated record. NCBI's taxonomy places the organism in Eukaryota, Viridiplantae, Chlorophyta, Trebouxiophyceae, Chlorellales, Chlorellaceae. Gene Ontology annotation, cellular component: intracellular anatomical structure. Gene Ontology annotation, biological process: carbohydrate metabolic process.